AUUUACCAGCCUGACCGAGAUUGUUUAGUUGGGUAGCUCUUAGCUUAACCUGCUGAAAAGUAGGCAAAAGUCCUCUAAAACUCUUCGUGUGUGUUCAACUAACAGUAGGAGGCGCUAAUGCUCUGUAAAACCAGUGUGAACCACUACUGAAAUAAGAAGAAGGACGCGUUUCCGUUUUCUUCGUCCAUGCUGUUUUGAAAAACAUUACAUUUUUCUGAAUCUGAGUUUAUUUUAUUCAUUUCACCAUGUCUAUUAAAUUAAAUGCUCUUUACAGCGACUCAUAUGUGGAUAUAAGCCAGUAUCGAGACCAGCAUUUUAAGGGAAACCGUUACGAGCAGGAGAAGCUGCUGAAGCAGAGCUCCACGCUGUACGUGGGAAACCUGUCCUUCUACACCACCGAGGAGCAGGUGCACGAGCUCUUCUCUAAGAGCGGAGACGUCAAGAGGAUCGUCAUCGGCCUCGACAAAGUCAAGAAGACCGCAUGUGGCUUCUGUUUCGUAGAAUAUUACACUCGUGCUGAUGCCGAGAACGCCAUGAGGUUUAUUAAUGGCACGAGGCUGGAUGACCGGAUCAUCCGAACGGACUGGGACGCAGGCUUUAAAGAGGGCAGACAGUACGGCCGGGGCAAGUCAGGUGGCCAGGUCAGAGAUGAAUACAGGCAGGACUACGACCCUGCCAGAGGGGGUUAUGGGAAACUGGUGCAGAAAUCUUGAACAUGCCUUUUGCCAGAUUUUUUCUUUUUCAGGUUAAAAAUGAAUAUGGACAGGAUUAUGACAGGGGUGCGCAGUAGCGGAUCCAGUUUUGUGUGUGUGAGAUGUACAUAUUAGAGUUUGGUGCUUUCGGAAUGUUCAUGCCUGAAAAUCAUCUAGUCUGGCAUGUGUAGAUUUUCUUUUUUUAAUAAACUGUGUUUUAAAAAAUGC
This is a messenger RNA of Labeo rohita (rohu), 920 nucleotides long. It is a transcript of the gene ncbp2, whose product is annotated as nuclear cap binding protein subunit 2. Gene Ontology annotation, cellular component: nuclear cap binding complex. The transcript has 4 exons. Gene Ontology annotation, biological process: mRNA cis splicing, via spliceosome. The record is from RefSeq and is a predicted model, not a curated record. Lineage: Eukaryota; Metazoa; Chordata; Actinopteri; Cypriniformes; Cyprinidae. Bases 246 to 713 code for a protein of 155 amino acids. Gene Ontology annotation, molecular function: RNA cap binding.